AUGAAUGCAUCACAAUCAGCAAGAAUAACGGAAUGUAGGUAUAACCAGAUAAAAUAUGAUUGCAGUGAGGAGGCAAACCUGCGCGAAUUAGAAUCAAUACUUUAUAUUGUUUGUCCGCAUGUAACAUUCGGAACUAUAUCUCGUUAUCGUUCUCGAUUUUUUACUUUCGCCUGUUUUGAUAUAGUAAGUGCCCUGCAAUCGGUCGAAAUAUCUGCUAUAUUCUAG
Schistosoma rodhaini is the source of this 225-nucleotide messenger RNA. NCBI's taxonomy places the organism in Eukaryota, Metazoa, Platyhelminthes, Trematoda, Strigeidida, Schistosomatidae. The record is from the annotation of a GenBank genome assembly.